Messenger RNA from Lindgomyces ingoldianus, 2922 nucleotides. RefSeq lists its product as uncharacterized. The record is from RefSeq and is a predicted model, not a curated record. The transcript has 5 exons. NCBI's taxonomy places the organism in Eukaryota, Fungi, Ascomycota, Dothideomycetes, Pleosporales, Lindgomycetaceae. Bases 132 to 2789 code for a protein of 885 amino acids.
GGUUUUCAUUGAUUACUGUCUUCAUCACCUGCGCAAUUCAUUGCUGGGUCGUAUUUGUUUGAAAGGGCCCACGCCCACACAUCAUCUCCUACCCUUGUCGAUACGUACAGUCGCUUCCAAAUAUUUUCGUCAUGGAUUCGAAUGUGUCUUCACGGAGGCCAUCGAUCUCGGAGCACCGUUCAUCUGGGUCUGCGAGAUGGUCCACCCCGUAUGAUUCCCGUCGCAUAACCCAAAAAAUUGACGAGGACACUAAGUUUAGAGCUAUUAUUAAGCAUCUACACGGGAAAGCAUGUUCUAUGCAUUGGAUGAUUUCAGGCCCAGUGCCACGAGGUGCCUGCAUGGGAGUUCUGAUCCGGAAAUCUGGCGGAGAGUACGCAACUGAGCCCGAGCCCGUGGAUCAAGAGCUUUACGAUGCUGUCAAGAAGAUCAAUCCCGCUGUCGCAUUGACAAUGUCGACCGAGGGAACCGGCGCCGUCUUCGAUGUCAUCGACCCUGGAGAAUCCAUGCUGCUUUUCGGAAACGGCUCCCAAAUUCAGAUAUACGACUCAAUGGCAGAAAUCGCAUCCUCGAGUGCCAUCAGAAAAUUCCAGUACGCUGCCUUGGUUCGUCAAGAAAGGAUCCUACUUGUCUGGCACGACGACCUCGGGCUUAUUCUAUCACACGCAAUGGAAGUUGAAUCCAGGAUGCUGGCUCUAAUUUGGGGAACAGGUACCUCUCCAUUUGGCAUCGGCACCAACCCAUUUUCGACAGGUGUAAACUCCCACAGGGCUUCCGAAAUGGACCUAGUUACAGAGAAAGGGCUAGCUGAAGUCUCUGUUGAGGAAGUCAGCAAAACUGCGACUGACAUUGAGUCUGGGGUUCGUGAAUCGCUCGCUCGACCUCUCAUCUUCACUAGCUCUAUCUUUGUCGGUAUGGCUGCGUUUGCCAUCCUCGUUUUAGUAGUCGGUCUUGGCAACAGGGCUUUGGUCCUCCAGACUAUGACCGAUAAAUUCUGGAUGCGUCUCGCUCUUGUGGCUACAGAACCCAUCUUCCUUCUCUUCGGCUUGUUCUUCGUCAUCGUAGUGUUCGGAAAUGUUUUCCAAGCCAUCGGUCCCAUUACUUCCGUAAAAACCAAUUCACGCUUCUACUCUGCGAUCAAGCCGAGCUUAUCGCAAGCGAGGAGCAUUGGGUUCCAACCGCCGCCGAUCACCAUCCAGAUGCCCAUCUAUACCGAAUCCCUAAAGGGUGUAAUCGAGCCAACGGUUCGGAGUUUGAAGGCCGCCAUUUCUUACUAUGAGUCGCAUGGUGGGACUGCACGCAUCUUCAUGAACGAUGAUGGCAUGGCACUUAGGAGCGAGGAUGAGAACCGGGAGUUUCUCAAUUUUUACCACGACAACAACAUUGGAUGGGUCGCGCGCCCCAAGCACAACCAUGAUGGCUUCAUCCGAAAGGGAAAGUUCAAGAAAGCCUCCAACAUGAACUUUGCGCUGAAUGUCUCAAACAAGGUCGAAGACACUCUCCAAAGCCUUAUCGAUGCCCGGUAUCCCAGCGAGGAAGCCAUCACCGAAGACCAAGAGGCUUUGCUGUACCAGGAAGCUCUCCAAACUGUGCUGGCUGCCGAUUCACGUGCCAAGGCUGGUGGGAACAUUCGCAUGGGCGAAAUCAUCUUGAUCGUCGACUCUGAUACCCGUGUUCCGGAAGACUGUCUUAUGUAUGGCGCUGCUGAGAUGUUCCUCUCACCAGAGGUCGCCAUCGUCCAGCAUUCUACCGGUGUCAUGCAGGUCUCUGGGGAUUAUUUUGAGAAUGCUAUCACCUUCUUUACCAACCUAGUGUAUACCGCCAUUCGAUUCUCCGUCGGUAGCGGCGAGGUAGGCCCUUUCGUCGGUCACAACGCUUUCCUCCGAUGGCAGGCUGUUCAAUCGGUGGGAGUCCAUGAGGAUGGCGGAUAUGUUGCUUUCUGGUCCGAGAGCCAUGUCUCUGAGGAUUUCGAUAUCGCCCUACGUUUGCAGGUUACGGGAAAUGUUGUCCGCUUAGCCAGCUACCAUGGCGAUGGAUUCAAGGAAGGUGUGUCGCUAACCAUCUAUGACGAACUCAAUCGUUGGGAAAAAUACGCAUACGGCUGCAAUGAAUUGGUUUUCAACCCCAUCCACACUUGGUUGUGGAGAGGUCCAUUCACAAAGCUCUUCCGCAUCUUUCUUUUUUCAAAUAUGCAACUUUCCUCCAAGCUGACCAUCGUCGGGUACAUCUCAUCAUAUUAUGCUCUAGCAUCAUCGGUUCCUUUCGGCAUUGUGAACUAUUUCUUGAUUGGUUGGUUCAACGGCGACCUCGACAAGUUUUACGUUGAAUCCUGGAAGAUUUUCGUCUCGCUCAUUCUUGUUUUCAACCUCAUGUCCAAUGUCUGUCUUGCUGUGAUGCGCUACCGUCUUGGCGACAUGAGCCUGUGGUCAUCCCUUUUAGAAAACUUUAAGUGGAUGCCGCUCUUCGUCAUCUUCUUUGGUGGUCUUUCGUUUCACCUUAGUCUCGCCAUUUUGGCGCACAUGUUCAGUAUCGACAUGAGCUGGGGUGCCACCGCAAAAGAGAAGGACGACUCCAACUUUUUCAAGGAGUUACCCCGCAUUUGGCACCGAUUCAAAUGGAUGUACAUGCUCAUGAUUCCCCUCGUGGGCGCCAUGAUCUAUCUCGGAUGUUUCGCGCCGCAUGGCUGGGAUAUUCAGGGUUUUACAGCCACGGUCCCGAUGGCGACGAUUGUUAUUGGGCAUAUGUUGUUGCCGUUUGCAUUGAACCCUUCGCUGAUGGUGUUCAAUUAUUAGAAUAUGAUUUGAAUUAGACGGCACUCUAGACUGGAACUGGGCGUGUGGCUUUUCUUCACUCUGCUCUUUGCAAAAUUUCAAUGGUAAGUAUGAAGUGCGGGAGUUUAGUCUUUGGGGUAUGGAGUCAUAUAUU